CUCCUCUACUUCCAUCUACCAAUGUGAAAAAUGGCGAGUAUUUCAAUCAUCAGCUUUUCUGUUCACUCUGAAUAAUUAGCAGUGGCAAAAAAUCUCGCCGGAAUCUUUUCCGGCGAUGUCGUCUCCAGCUCCGGAAACCUCUCCCGCUGUUCCAAACUCGCCUCCCGUUGUUCCCGCCUCGCCUCCAGUUACGAGCUCCACCUUGUCCCCGCCGCCACCAUCACAAACCAACUUGACUGCUUUGCCUCCGCCACCGGAUACAAACUCCACUGCUUCGACGCCUCCAGGAACUAACUCUACCUCUGUUCAGCCUCCACCAUCCUCGGAUUCUACGAAUGGCUCAACGCCGUCAGUUUCAAUAGAGCCACCGAAGUCUAAAGGGCUGCCUCCGGGGGCUCUGGCGGGGCUAAUAGUGGGAAUAGCGUUGGGAGCAAUCAUUGUGCUGAUUGCUAUGUGCAUUUUCUUCAUUUGUUACCGGAGAAAGAAGAGAAAGGAGGCACUGAGUUCUAAAGGUGAUCAUAACACUGGCGCACCCCAGGCUCAGCAUUGGCAACAGAACUACCCUCCACCUACAGACAAUAAGGUAACAUUAUUGGCAAACCCUGCCCCUGCCCCAGCAAUCUCAGCAAAGCUCUAUCAGCCAUCAGUGCUUGGUCCUGUUUCCCAUGAACCUCCUUCAACGAGUAGCAGUCUGGGUCUGGGCUCUGAAAAACCAUUUGUAUCACCAUCUCCUGGCACUCUUGGAUUGCCACAGGGUACCUUUUCUUAUGAAGAACUUGCAAUGGCAACAAAUGGUUUCUCCAAUACUAACCUUGUUGGACAGGGUGGUUUUGGUUAUGUCCAUAAGGGAGUCCUCCUUGAUGGUAAAGUAGUUGCAAUUAAGCAGCUUAAACCUGGGAGUGGACAGGGGGAGCGUGAAUUUCAAGCGGAGAUUGAAAUAAUUAGUCGUAUCCAUCACAGACAUCUCGUUUCAUUGAUUGGUUACUGCAUUACUGGAGCCCAGAGAAUGCUUGUAUAUGAAUUUGUCCCUAACAACACCUUGGAAUUCCAUCUACAUGGAAAGGAGGGACCAACAAUGAACUGGUCAACUAGAAUGAAAGUUGCUGUAGGCUCAGCAAAAGGAUUGGCUUACUUGCAUGAGGACUGUCAGCCUAAGAUCAUACACCGAGAUAUCAAGGCAGCAAAUAUUCUUCUUGAUGAUAACUUUGAACCAAAGGUUGCUGAUUUUGGACUUGCCAAGCAUUCUUUGGACACUGAUACUCAUGUCUCCACUCGAGUGAUGGGCACUUUUGGUUAUAUGGCUCCAGAGUAUGCCUCUUCUGGUAAGCUCACUGAGAAAUCAGAUGUCUUUUCCUUUGGUGUUGUGCUGCUUGAGUUGAUUACAGGGCAUCGACCUGUUGAUCGUACUCAAUCCUUCCUUGAUGAUAGUAUAGUUGAUUGGGCAAGGCCUUUGCUCAAACAAGCUUUGGAAGAAGGCAUCUAUGAUGCUCUUGUUGAUCCAAAAUUACAGGGGGACUAUGAUUCCAGUGAAAUGACUCGAAUGAUUUCAUGUGCUGCAGCCUGUAUACGUCAUUCAGCACGUCUCCGACCACGAAUGAGCCAGAUUGUUCCAGCUCUGGAAGGAAAAAUGUCCCUAGAUGAUUUAAGCGAUGGAAUCCUACCUGGGCACAGCACGGUAUAUGGUUCUUAUGGAAGCUCAGACUAUAGUUCUAGCCAAUACAAGGAAGACUUGAAGAAAUUCAGGAAGAUGGCGCUAGAAAGCCAAGAACAUGGUAGCAGCGAGUACAGUGGAGUCACCAGUGAGUAUGGUCCACAACCAUCUAGCAGUAGCACUGAAGGCCAACAAACUACACAAGAGAUGGAAGCAAUGAGAAAGGAGACAAUCACCAAACAUUCCCAUGAAAGUUCUUGACAGUUUAUUAGUUAUUACAUUGUUGCCAGUUCUUCAAUUUCAGGUGUAGAACCUGCACAAAAAUGGGUAUCAGAUUCUGGCGGCAGGUCGUUUAAGUGACCAGAGAAUCAGCUUGUUAAAUGAGAUCUACAAAAUUUUAACAUCAUGAAAUAUUCGUCUGAGAAUUUAAGUGACCAAACCUAUAAGUAUCCAUCAUUUCCACUUGAUCCAGUACUGGGAGCGUAUGUUAGAGACUUGAUCGCUGUACUGAAUGUAGUGAAAAUAGAGCUGGGAUGCAUGAGAUGGGUUCUAUUUUUUGUAUUUAGUUAGGCCAUUAUUGUAGAUGAGACAACCUUAUCCUAUUUAUCUUGUUUUGAGCCUCUCAUUGUUUGUGUAUUCGCCAGAAUAUAUAGAGUUGGAUUAGAUACGAUCAAGAUGAUAAAUUGAACCAGAUUUCCAUCUUC
Manihot esculenta (cassava) is the source of this 2355-nucleotide messenger RNA. RefSeq names its product proline-rich receptor-like protein kinase PERK15. The coding region runs from base 116 to 1912 and encodes 598 amino acids. The record is from RefSeq and is a predicted model, not a curated record. Gene Ontology annotation, molecular function: protein kinase activity; ATP binding. Lineage: Eukaryota; Viridiplantae; Streptophyta; Magnoliopsida; Malpighiales; Euphorbiaceae. The transcript has 8 exons. Gene Ontology annotation, biological process: protein phosphorylation.